AUGGACGGGCAGUCUCGCGACUCUGAAGCCGAAUCGACUCGGCUAAUAAUCCAUGCUCCGGCUGGAAUCUGGAGAGGGGGGCCCAUCCAGGAUCGAUUACGUCGAUCGCAGCAUCCUGGCGAGAAGCAGGGCGGUGAUUGGAAGCGACGAGAUUCCGCGAUACCGAUCGCACCAUCAUCCGGCUUGAUUGACUGGCUGCGAGCACGACCACGUAUCUGGCACACCCACCGAGCCGUCUUAUCCCAAGUCACGCUCACGGCCAGCUGGCCGCCUAACGUCUACCAAGUAGUCUGGCGGGCUGUAACUCCGGAGCAUAUUCGACUGAGUGAAUUCCAAUUUCCGACCGUCAUGGCGAGGAAUCCUCGUGUGGGCGGUUGCAACUUGCAAGCUGCGAUUUGGUUGGGCUGGCGAAGCGGUCAGCCGGCCGAUUUGUUUUGUUGUCACUGUCGCCCCCUUGCGCGGCGCGAUGAUCUAGGGCCAAGGCUUCAGCCAUCUCAGCUGCAACAACCCGUAGUCGCAUAUGCGACGGUGGAGUCGACUAUUGACGUUGCUUUCCAUAUUUUGUGGCCUGAGGUUUGUUACACGAAGCUCGUAAUCGGAGAGUAUGGAGAUUCGUCUCAAGUUUCAUCUGACCUAGCGCACGGGAUCAAGAUCUUCAAUGCAGGAAGACUGAAUCCAUCUGACCGCCGGUAUCGAGUCGAUCAGACUGUUACGAGAAGACUGGUGUCUUUGAACGCAUUCUUAACCGUAGAGCCAUCGAUUCUCAAAAAUAGAUACUAUACUAUAGGCAGUCCUUACUUCUAUCCUGAGAUGUACUUACUCCGUACUAAAUAA
Messenger RNA from Rasamsonia emersonii CBS 393.64, 834 nucleotides. RefSeq lists its product as uncharacterized. The transcript is spliced from 5 exons. NCBI's taxonomy places the organism in Eukaryota, Fungi, Ascomycota, Eurotiomycetes, Eurotiales, Trichocomaceae. Bases 1 to 834 code for a protein of 277 amino acids. The record is from RefSeq and is a predicted model, not a curated record.